AUGUCUCAUAAUAAAAGGAAGCUUGAACAAAGUAAUAAUGGUGAUGAAAAAGGAAUUAUAAGAGAGGGAUAUGCAAAAGAAUUGCAUUACCAAAUUCUUCAGAGACUUAAACUAUCAGAGACACUUAGGAGAAUUUUAGAGAUAUACAACAAACUUGUUCGCCUUAAUAGACAACCAAAAAUUUCAACUAUCCUCUGUGGUAUAUCAGAUGACUGUUUAAGUUCUUUAGGUAGAUGUCAGAAAUUUCAUGGUGAGAAUUAUUUACCUGAUUUGUUAAAGAUAUUAGAAAUAUUUGAAGAAGAUAUAGAGAUGAUCGCAUUUAAUAAUGUUUGUGUAAAUAUAAGAGAACUUUCAUUAUCAGCAUUAGAUAAGUAUACUAUAAUAUUUAAAAGUAAUAAUAGAGUGAAUAAUAAAAUAUUAUCAAGAAGUGUAAUGGAUAAAUUGUCAAGUAAACUGAUUGAUUACUUAUCCAAGGAGUCUAUAAAUACGAACUUAGUUUCUUUAAACAAUAACAGGCUAUCAGAAAAUAAUGAAAUAAGAGAAUCACCUUUAAAAAUAAGACCAAAGUCUGAAAUAUUAAUAAAUGAAAAAGAAUCAUUAGAAAUUUCUUCAGAAGACGAAAUAUUACAUAUUAAAAAGAGAGUACAACAAAUAAAUAACUUCAAUUCAAAUGACUUAGAUAGACUUCACAGUAUAGAGGAAGUAGCAAAUUUCAUAGCAAACAGUAAUAUACUAAAUGGUAAGAUUUGUUAUAGAAAAAUUGAAGAGAAAAAGGAUCCUGUAUAUUGUGAAUCAAAUGAUGAUAUAUAUAAUAUAUUGCAUGAACAAACUCUUAUUGCUCUUGAGAAAUUUAUAAAUACUGGAAAGGAUAGUAAUACUAUAAAUAAAAGAUUUAAGUUUUAUAUUCAUCAAUCUAAGGCAAUUAAAAGUAUUCUUAUAGAAAGAAAGCAUACAAUACUAUCAACUUCAACAUCAAGUGGUAAGUCUCUCUGUUAUAUAAUCCCAGCUAUAGAAUAUUAUCUUGAAGAUCCUAAAUCUAUAACUUUAAUAUUAUUUCCAACUAAAGCCCUAGCUCAGAAUCAAUUUAAUUCAAUAAGUAGAUUGAUUUCAUAUUUUUUAGAGAAGCCGGUAUUAGGAAUGUUAGAUGGAGAUACUGAGAAAAAUAAACGUUUUGAUAUAGUUACAAAAAGUAAUAUUAUUUUAUCAAAUAUUGAUUUUAUACACUGGAAUAUUGAUUUUAUUGCAAGCAGUAUAUAUGACAAACUUCGUCUAUUUGUAAUGGAUGAGGUUCAUGUGUAUAAUGGACAAUAUGGUUCAAAUGCCAGUUUAGUAAUUAGAAGGUUUAGACGUUCAAUAACAUAUUUUCUGCAGAAAACUGUAGAGAUAUCAACAAUAAACAGUGAAUUUAAUAUUAAUAAUAAAAGUUUUCCAAUAUAUAUAUCUUGUUCAGCUACAAUUUUUAAUCCUUUACAACAUUUCAAUACCUUAACUGGUAUAUCAUUAUAUAGUAUAAAAGGCUAUGAAACAUCUAAAAGUGAACAGAAUAAUGAAAGAACAAAUGAUAAUACUUCAAAUACUUUAAAUAAUGUACAAAAUAUUACGCUUAUUGAAGAGGAUUAUUCAUUAGCAUCUAAAUGUCUAACUAUAAUUUGGGAUAGUAACGUUUUUAAUAUUGCAAACUCACAGGUAGUUAAACCACAAUGUGACUCUAUAAGAUCUAAUUCAAAUUAUAAGGAAUGUCUUAAUUUAUUGCUAGAGUUGUAUUUUCUAAAUAAAUCAACUCUAGUAUUUUGUAAAAGGAGAAAACAAGCUGAAAUGAUGAGAAAUGACUUACAAAAUUUGAUAUCAAAGAUUGAAAAUAUCAAAUCCAAAGAUCAGAAAGGUUCUAUUUUUAAAUUUAGUAGUGAUUUGAAAGAUAGCUAUAAUAAUAAUAGUCAAGAUUAUAUGGAUUUAGAAAAGUUAAGUGAAAUUAAUUCUGAACAUGUGUACAAUAUAUUUGAUGAAACUACAAAAUAUUCUAGACUAUCUGACAAUUGUAGAAAUAAAAUAAUUAUAUAUCGUGGUGGACUACCAGUUCAAAAAAGGAGAGAAUUAGAGUCUUUAUUAUUUGAAGGAAAGGUAAAGAUAGUAUUUUGCACAUCUGCGUUAGAAUUAGGAAUAGAUAUUCAAUCAAUCCAUUGUGUAUUAACAUAUGGAUUUCCUGACUCAAUAAAUAGAUUAAAACAACAGUUUGGUAGAUGUGGAAGAAAUCCAAAUAUUGAAGGCUUAAGGAUUUUAUUUUUAGAAGAAAAUUCACCUAUAGAUUUGUACUGGAGAGAUCACGGAGAUGAGCUUUUAUCUAAACCUAAUGAACCAUGUAUUAUUAAUCCAUAUAAUCCACUAUUGUUAAUUCUACAUAUUGCAUGCUGUACUAAUGAAGCAUAUAAGAAUUUUCAAAUAAAUAGGGAUAAAUUAUAUUUUGGAAGUCAUAUUAUUGAGUUGUUAGAGAUUAUUGAUAUACUAAAAAUAAGAGGUGAAAUUAAGAUUUUAAAAAAUCAAUUCUACUUGGAAAAUAAAGUUACAGAUAUAUAUAAUGAUGAAAAACAAACUGAAUUGGAUUUUGAUUUAGACUAUAACAAUUUAGAUGACAAAGUUACUGAUUUGAACAACUGUAGUAUAUACCAUACUAACAAAACAAAUAUAAUUAACGUAGAGGGCUUGCCUUGUAAGAAUUAUUCUUGUAUAAAAUAUGCAACAAAUUUAUUCUGGGUAUAUGACUGGGAUUUAGUGGAGUCAAAAUGUAAUCAUUUUCAAUUUGAUAAAUACAUUAAUAAGUCAAUCAAUUUGAAUUUAUUUUCUUUGCUACUAACUAAACAAGAUACAGUUAUAAAAUCUUUAGUUGAUGUUUACCAAAGAACUCCUAUAAGAGGUGGGGAAUUUGAAGUUUUUAUAUAUAAUGAAGAGAAUAAAUUAAUUGAUAAGUUACCUAUUAUUACUUGUAUAUGGAAUGCUCAUCCAGGAGCUAUUCAUUAUGUUAAUGGCAUUUCCUAUGAAAUUGAAAAACUUGAUAUAAGAAAUCGUAGAGGUACUGCUAUUAGAUACAAACCAGAAGAUUUACAACGAUCCUAUAAAACAGUAUCAGAUGGAGAGGUGUCAAUGGAAAUGUUUGGGGAAGGAAUAAGAUAUACAACUCAAAAUAAAAUAAAUUUCUACUUUGCCCUAUCAAGGGUUACAAAUUCUGUCUACUCAUUUACUACUAAAGAGUUCAUUAAUAAUCAAUGGCAAUAUAUUAAAGAAAGAUAUCUGAAAAGUCCAAUUCAAUAUUCCUUCAACACAUUUGGAUUGCAAAUAAGAUUUCGAUUAGAUAGUCUAAUAGAUAUUCAUGAAUUAAAUAAAGGUAUACAUUCUUGUACUCAUAUUAUAAUGAAUACAUUUCCGUUAGUAUCUACUAAUUUCCCUAUACUAGAUCUUGAAUGUGAAUGUCCAGAUAUAUAUAUUUCAAGUGGAAAGAACAGGCAAUCAGAUGUUGUAACUUUACUAUUUUAUGAGAAUAAAAUAAACGGCAACGGAUGUCUGAGUCAGGUAAUUGGAAUAAACUCUCAACCAAUUAAUGGAAAAACUGAUACAUAUACAGGUAAAGUAAAUAUUGAGGUUGUUGCAAAUAGAGCUUUAGAGAAUUUAUUAUCAUGCAUUUGUGAAAAUGGAUGUUUCAAGUGUGGAAUGUAUAUAAAUACAUGCAAAAAGAAAAAUAAACACUUCAAUAAAAAGAUAAGUAUAGAAAUUCUUAAAAUAUUAUCAAUAGGAGCAAAUAAUAAUUCAGAAAUAUCUAGAGAUAUUAAAUAA
Messenger RNA from Cryptosporidium muris RN66, 3822 nucleotides. Its product is annotated as DEAD/DEAH box helicase family protein. Lineage: Eukaryota; Apicomplexa; Conoidasida; Eucoccidiorida; Cryptosporidiidae. The coding region runs from base 1 to 3822 and encodes 1273 amino acids. Gene Ontology annotation, molecular function: nucleic acid binding; ATP binding. The record is from RefSeq and is a predicted model, not a curated record. The transcript has 4 exons.